Molecule: messenger RNA, 666 nt
Organism: Aegilops tauschii subsp. strangulata
Lineage: Eukaryota; Viridiplantae; Streptophyta; Magnoliopsida; Poales; Poaceae
Source: RefSeq, a predicted model, not a curated record
AUGGUGAACUACCUCGCAAACUGCAAGCUCACCAACGAGUGGCAGUUUGCGGCGGCGACCAAGCGGGACGAGGCGGCCGUGAAGGCCGCCCACUUCCGCAAGGUGGUGAAGCACCCGCAGAUGGCGGCGACGGAGCGGAACGCGCGGGAGGUGCGGGAGGAGCGGGACGCGGAGCAGCAGAAGGCGGCUGCCGCCAAUGCGGCGCAGGAAGCGGCGGAGGAGGUGGCAAAGGCACGGGCCGACGCCGCGGCCAAGGCCCAGGCAGAUGCCGCAGCCGUGGCGCAGGCGGAAGCUUUGCGCAACCAGCCUCGGCUCGUCAUUCCCCUUCACGCUGUGGCGCUAGAGAUCCCAGUGCCCCCGCCGGAGGGGGCCGAGGCCAAUGCCGACCUGCGGCAGCAGCUGGGUGAGGCCCAGACCGCCCUUCGCGCCAAGGAAGCUGAGUACAACGCCUUGGCUCAGGAGCGUGGCCGCUUGGUCAAAAAGCUGGCCGACCAGGAGGAGAGCCACAAGGAGGCCCUAAAGGCAGUGAAGGACAGCGAGGCCGUCCUCCAAGAUGAAUACGAGAGCGAGGCGGUGAGCUGGGCUGAGGCAAAACAGACGCUGAAGUACUUCCCCGGUUAUUCUGUUGCCGCCAGCCAAGUCAUCGAGGCCCAUCGCGACGCGUAG